CUUCAUUCGAUCUUUCCUUUGGCCUUGAGAACGCGAUCCCGGUAAAUGAUAAAAAUUCCAGCUUGAAGCAUGCAACAUUACUCGCUGUCCAAGACAAUUUUGCAUGCUUAAGCCUUCUCACACGUAUUCAACCAGAAAGCAUCGCAAAUUGUCUGAGAUUGUCCUCAAUCUCAAAUCACUUGCUACACUUUACCUAAAAUAGUUCUCUGCCAGUGAGGUGUGAAAACUACGAGAUCACACGCACCUUUCCAGCAUGCCAUCCGCAUCAGCUACAACUCGCCGAGCAGGGACUGCUGGCAACACACAAACACGAGAUGCUCCGUCGUAUGAGCAGCCACUUUUCGCUCUCAACCCGGCAGCGCAGCGCUCGCUCGCUCAGAUCAGCCGGAAUCGCAAUCUCAGUCAACUUCAGAAGAACCUGAAAGAUGCUCAGAAGUGCCUCGCAGACACGGCGGUGGAAAUCAACGAUCGGCUCAUCGUGCGCGAGAACGCGCUUGAGAAGCACAAACAACGCCAGGCUUUGAACACGGAUGGCAACGAAAACGCCGCAAUCUCCGAGUUGACUCCCAUUCAGGAAAGCACAGCAAGGCUGACCGAGCGAAUGGACGAAACCAUUCGCCGCAUUAUUGAUGCCCAGCAGAGCAUUGACGCAGUUGGAGCAUCGCUACGGCACACAGUAGACGCUACUCAACAAGAUCCGAGCACACAAGCUGGGACUCAAGCGUCGCGGGUCACUCGUCGCGCAGCUCACGCGAGUACUGAAGAUAGAAGUGAAGAGGUCGAUGCUUCCGAAAUGCAAGGCAGUUUCCAGGACUUCACACCAACUGAUCCGGCUGGCGGCACACAGGCUAUACGACCACCUCUGCACAUUUUCCGCGAGAGGGUUGAGAAGGAUCAGAUUCUCUAUCAACGUCAGACACUGACGGAAAGGUACGCUGAAAACAACGAUUACCGUGAGUUCCGGCGCAUCGUGCAUGACGCGCAGCAUCCCGACGACGACGUGCCGAUGCCACAUCACACCGAAUGGUUCUCGGAAGCGGUGGCACCCCCUCCAGGCGUCACGGCAAGCGCUGCGGCUGGUGAUGAGCAAGAUGAUGAUGACGAUGACAUCGCAAUCAGCCGAGCGACAAUCAGUACAAAAUGCCCCCUCACCCUGGUGGAAUUCGUCGAACCUCUCACGUCUACCAAAUGCCCGCAUAGCUUUGAAUCCGAAGCAGUACUUGGCAUGAUUCGCCAGAGUCCCACCAAGACGAUACAGUGCCCGGUGUCCGGAUGUCGAGAAUCGCUUCGGGAGAAGGAUCUUCACGUCGAUGUGGUUCUCAAACGGAAGAUUGAGCGUCUACAGCGAGCCAAGCACAUGGAUGACGAUGACGAUGAUGAGACAGAUAAUACAGGCCGAGAGGGUGGUGCCGGUAACGCCAGUCAGAGAACAGUUCACGUCAUCGAUGAAUUUGAUAUCGAUGACAUGGACACUCGAGAAGAUACGCAAUCGCUGCCCAAAAACGAGCCUCGAUCGACGAGAGGAUGGGAUUAGACACGGGAAAAUUAGCACAUGUGAGGCAACUUCCUGGAAGCUUGCAUAUUCGUCGCUAUGUGAUGACAAUCAGACAAGGUUAUGAGAGAGAUAAAUCGAUUAAAUUCAUGAUAUGGGUAUGGUCGCACAAGUUAUUGACAACGAAACAGGGUGAAACGCACCAACGCCGCGUGCCAAUCGAGAGGCGAGCAAGCGCGUCGAGCAAAGCUAUCGUACAUUUUUGGAGGAAUUGCUCGCUCCUGCCGAUGCCUUCUCUACAUUCGAGACUUGCACAACAAUGCCGCGUUUGUGGCCUUUGAGAGGAAUGCCGUCGUCGAGGUGCUGCCCAGCGCGUUUCGAGCGACGAUCCGCGGCCGAGGGUUUCGUGGCGAAUCGACCCGUGACGCGAUGGGAC
Molecule: messenger RNA, 1928 nt
Organism: Dissoconium aciculare CBS 342.82
Lineage: Eukaryota; Fungi; Ascomycota; Dothideomycetes; Mycosphaerellales; Dissoconiaceae
Exons: 1
Coding region: 254-1534 (426 amino acids)
Biological process (GO): double-strand break repair via homologous recombination; protein sumoylation
Cellular component (GO): Smc5-Smc6 complex; nucleus
Molecular function (GO): SUMO ligase activity; zinc ion binding
Source: RefSeq, a predicted model, not a curated record